Messenger RNA from Solanum stenotomum, 671 nucleotides. RefSeq lists its product as uncharacterized. Bases 63 to 671 code for a protein of 202 amino acids. The transcript has 5 exons. NCBI's taxonomy places the organism in Eukaryota, Viridiplantae, Streptophyta, Magnoliopsida, Solanales, Solanaceae. The record is from RefSeq and is a predicted model, not a curated record. Gene Ontology annotation, molecular function: 2-isopropylmalate synthase activity. Gene Ontology annotation, biological process: L-leucine biosynthetic process.
GACAUCAGCAGACAACCCAAAUUCCUACAUAACAAAUGCCAGCUAAUUUGCUGUAAUGUACUAUGAAGAUAUUGCUGAAGGUCUAUUGGAAACAACCUCUCUACCUUCACAAGGUACCUGUAACACUCCUUGAGUAUUCCAUGAAUGCAGUCACACAAAGUAUAGAUGCUAUAGUUUCAACCAGUCUUAAUUCGUGGAGAAUGGCCAUACAUGCUUUUACUGGAGAGACUGUUCACCGUACAUUUAGUGGAACCGGAGCAGAUAUGGAUAUUGUUAUCUCCAGUGUCCGUGCCUAUGUUGGUGCAUUGAAUAAGAUGAUGAGUUUCAGAAAACUGUUGGUGAAAAACAACAAACCUGAACGCAGUGCAGUCAUAUAUAUAGGUACUUCUGUGUUGAUCGAUCUUAUGAAACUUAUGCAACUGCACUGGAGCUUUAUCAGUUGUAUAGAAGUACCUGUAGCAACUCUCCAAAAUCUGAAUCCACUGAGCAAUUAUGUAUUGUUUGAGCAUAUGUACUACUUUCUUUGGUAUUUGCACAAACAACCUGACAGAAGCUAUGAAUAUUUUAACUGGUUAGUGGUGCAUUGGACAAUGGAUACAAGGAAAUUGGAGUUGAAUCUUGGAACACCUUUGGCAGAUUCUUCAAUUGCUAGAACAAACUAUAAAAGAUAA